UUUCCCCAAACACUAGAGAUUUUUUCACCGAAGAGUAGUCUAGCAAAAGCUAAUAUCGCGCUUCAAUGUUAGUGGGUGUUAGAUAGAAAGUUUGAAUGCAUGAUUUACCCCGUCAUUGAAUUCAUGGUCACAUAAGCAUCGUGUUGUAAAAGAAAGAAGAUGGAAGAACGCUAUGACUAUUUUCGACAUAGAUAUUAUUUGGGCUAUGACGGCAUCACCUCUGGAGCGGUAGCCAUUACUAGAUUUACAAAUGAUGAUGAAAGUUUUGAAAACAAAUACCGUACCUCAAUUUUAUAUGACACUACCGCGAAAAAUAUCAUUGCCAGAGGCGACAAGGCUGAUGAAGCGAAUAAGAAUUACAAAGGGUUCCAAGAAGACGUUAUUUAUGUACGCAAUAUUUUAAGCGAGCUCACUGCCAUUUAUUCGAAAUCCAAGCAACAAUCUUUCGAUAAUACGGUACUUUACGCGCUCGUGUAUGAGGAAGCUAUAGACCUGUUACAAAAAAUUCUGGAUCGUUAUAAACAAAAACUGAAUAGUGUAAAUAUGGAUUUUUGUUAUUCUUUGAAUCUUCCAACUAGUUGGGAUUAUCAAAUAAGAGAAGAAUUGUUCCUGCCUCUAUUCGUAAAAGCUGGUCUUCUCCAUGAAAAUGAUUGUCCGGGCAGGCUGGUGUUUUUUUCAAUGCUGGAGUUAAAUUUUCAAAACAUGCAGAUGGAUACACGUACCCGUCGCGGUUUAAAAUUAAAGCAUAAUGGUCAGCGCGUUAUGUGUACAAUAGAUUAUCAAGGCACAUACUCCGUGGAUUUGAAAUUGGUAUCAGCUCAAUAUCCUGCUUUCAGAUUAGCAAAAGGAUACUUGGUGCCACAAUUGUUGAAACAUGCUCACAUUGUCAUCCCAUUUGGACUAAAGGAAGUACGUUUGUCAUUAAUAGCAUGUGUGGAAAAGCAUUGUCGUACUACGUUAUCAUCAGAAUGUAUCGACGACAUGCUUGCAAAACUCAGUCGAAAGAUACAAUAAGGGAUGUUUUGUACGAUCGGCCAUUGCCAGACUUGAAAUCUCGCUGGACGAAUAGACCAAUCCAUUUGAAGGACAUUUUUGAACAUUUUUCGGGUUCUGCCGAAAAAUUCUUUAGAAAUGAAGUAGAUAAAUUUCUUGUAGGCACGAGCAAUCUGGUUCCCAGGCCAUUGGACAUUUUUUACACAAAUCGAAUCCCGAACAUUUUGUUUACUAUGGGGCUAAUCUCAUCAGUUGAUUGUUGGUCGAAAAAGUAUUUCUGGGAACUAAGAGAAUCUUACACAAUAGCGGAGCUCGGUGGUGAUUUCCCCAUAUCCGAAGUCUUUGACUAUCGUGUCCGAGGAGAUGCAAUUGUACAGCUUUUAGACAACCAGAUA
Molecule: messenger RNA, 1388 nt
Organism: Mucor mucedo
Lineage: Eukaryota; Fungi; Mucoromycota; Mucoromycetes; Mucorales; Mucoraceae
Exons: 5
Coding region: 160-1014 (284 amino acids)
Source: RefSeq, a predicted model, not a curated record